AGAGGAUAAAGAAGAAAAAAAACAGUCUUUUUAAAGACUACCAACUUACAUCAAGAGCAGAGAAAUUACAGCAACCUGCUCAACCCAUUGCGGGUCAUCAGGAGGAAGGAGCGUCAAGAUGGGCGCCAAACUGUGCAACAUCCUGCACCGGCACCGGCAUACUGAGACUGUUGACAUCAAUCAGUCUUUUGAUGCUUGUGAGCCUUGGGUGAGUAUUUGCUUUUCAGGUAUGAAGCAGGAGCUGCUGAGAGACAUCCGGAAGGAGAUGAGGAUAGCAGCAGGGGCGCAAAAGCUGUACCUUGUCACCAAGGACAGACAGACCAAAGCCCAAGUGAAGGAGCUGAGGAACAUCAGUGAGAGGAAGGUGAAAGCCCUUUUCUCCUCUCUCCACAAGCUCAAUGUGCAGCUAGCUCAGAGGGAAGCAGAGAAUUCUCCAGAUGCAGUUCUGGAGACUACAAGGGACACCGAUGUCAACUUCCCUGCACCAGAGAUCACUGCGCCUGAGGUUCAGGUCAUUUCAGACCCCGCCAGUGAUUCAUCACAACAUCAACAUGAUGAAUCAUCUCAGGAACCUGUUCCAGAGAUAGAACAGCCGCCUGAACAACCAUCUGACAGGGACUUACCUGUAGAAGAUACAAAUGAGGAGGCUGAGGAAGAGGCAGAAUCUGUUGUUGAAGAAGAUCCAGUGCAACAACAACAACAGAAUGAGGAAGAAAGGUAAACUCACACUUUAUAUGGGAGGCUGCGGUUAAGACUGAUUUCUACUAUAAACUUGCAUUAUACUAAUCAUGUACCUCAAUGACCUCUUCCCAAUAGUGAAGUUCCUGAGAAUGAAGAAGACUCUUCUGAAACAUCGAUGGGUCCUCUCCCCGGCGAUUACAGCCCCAUUCCAGAGGAUUCUCAGGCUGAAGAGAUGACAGUAGAGGAGGCUGAAACGACACAAGAGCUACAGUUCAGCAGUUUUACAGCAAGGGACUUUCGCCGGAUUAAGGUUUUAGGCAGAGGAAGCUUCGGCAAGGUUCUACUAGUAGAGUAUCUUCCAGCAAACAUCUAUUGCGCUAUUAAAGUGCUCAAGAAGGACAACAUCGACUCCACUGAUGAUAUAGAACACAUUUUAACAGAGAAGCAAAUUGGACAGUUGGUGAAUCCACACAGUUUUAUAGUGGACUUAUACGCCACAUUCAGCACCAAAAACCAGCUGUUUUUCAUCAUGGAGUUUGUGGCAGGAGGCAGUUUAAGAACCCACCUGAUGAGGAGCCAGCACUUUGAUCUACAGACAACCAAGUAAGUAUA
Molecule: messenger RNA, 1293 nt
Organism: Xenopus laevis (African clawed frog)
Lineage: Eukaryota; Metazoa; Chordata; Amphibia; Anura; Pipidae
Product: regulatory protein zeste-like
Exons: 9
Coding region: 119-721 (200 amino acids)
Source: RefSeq, a predicted model, not a curated record